CGGAAAUAAGCGAGAAUGACGUCACGUUCGUAUAAACGAAAAGAAAUACAAAACUAAAAUGGCGACUCUGGACGACAGUCCGUCGCUAUUUUCAGGGCAACAGUGGUCAGAUUGGGCAGAUGCUGUCUUGCCUGACACUGAACCUGAUGAUCAUAAAAUUGAUACUGCUGAGGAUGGUACAGAAACAGACAGUAUGAAGUUAAAACUGGAAGACAUGCCGCUGUUUGGACUGUGUCCAUCAAGGGAUGAAUUCUACCUGGUUGUCUGUGAUAGAUGUAAUCAGGUUCUCAAACCACAAGCAUUUCAGGCCCAUUUAGAUAUUCGCCAUGGAGGAAAAGGCAGUUAUUCGACACAUUCAUCAUCGAAUCUUCAUCCAACCUCCGCUCCUCAUUCUGUCUCCUCCAAAUCCCACACGAAAACACAUUCACCAAACAAGUCCCAUACAAAAUCGUCUCGAUCUAAACCACCGAACAGUUCCCCAACAAAAUCUCACAGACCUUCUCAUUCACCACAGCCACUCAAAAUUCACAGCAAAGAUCUAUUAAGCUCAGGAACUGACAGUGCCUCGUACCUUAAACCUGUGAAGCAGACUAUUCAGACAAAAGCUAGUGUUAAAGAGCCCCCACCUUCGUUUGAUACUGCCACGAGAGUGGGGGCUGGAAAUGCUACUGACAAAGUGAAGGACAGUUAUCGUAUUCAUAAUAUUCACAAGGAAAAUUCCGUAACGCCUGUCGUAAAAGUGGAGCGAAUGCGAGAUUCCUUAGCGGUGAAAGCACAUAGAGAAACUUUUGGCAGUGCCCGAACCUCAUUAACAAAUGGCUCAAUACGUGACUCCCAGUCCCCACCCACCUCUUUGCCAGUGAUCAGUGACAAUAUCAAUAAGGAGCGUGAUAUUAAGUUUGUGCCAGAGUCCCCGAUCCCAGACCUGACCCCGGCUCAUGACACGUACAUAGAUGAGCUAGACGUGGCCCAGGCAUCAGAGAUCGACACGGCUGUGAGCUCCAUACUGGAGGUCAACUCCCCGGGCCCUGACCUUGACCCUGACCCCGGGGGUGGGGGAUGGUCGCCAUGGCAACCUCAUCAACAACAAUCACCAAACACUGUAACAAUGGCCAACAUGACCGCUGCCUCUACGACUGUGGUUACUAGUGUGAUGAAUACCACAACGUCCACUUUUAAACUGAGCAAUAUAGGUGGGCUUGGCUCGUUCUGUGUCAACUUACAGCCUAGUACCGCACUGGCAACAAAUGGUCAUUUACAUUCAGCUUCUACGAGUGUGGCAAACAAUACCAGCUUUAAAUCCACAAGUUCUUCUUUAAGUGAUACGACUAAAAGCAGUAUUAUUUGUGACAGUAGUAACAUGGAAAGUAUAAGUGAUAUUGUAAAGUCUGCUGUAAACUCUGGAAACACUGGGGGCUUCAAAAGCCUCAGUCCGCUGUUAUCUAGUCCUCAAAUACAGUUCAACAGCCUCAAUAAUAACAAACUGUGCUCAUUUAAGUCACCAUCGAAAAUCAGCAAUUUAAUAAAAUCUCAUAGCAGUGUAAACAUGGUAAAAUCAGGGUCCAAAUUAAGUCCGGGCAGUUCAGUGUUCAAGUCCAACAGCAUUGGUGCCAUUGUGGGCGUGUCUGACAAUGGAGGAGUGAACUCUGACGCAAUCAAGAAAUUCCAGAUGCUCAACAGGCCGGACAAGAUUAUUCCACUGAAAGAUCGCGAAUACGACCCUAAUAAGCACUGUGGCGUCAUCAUGGCAGAAACGGGGAAACCAUGUGCAAGAUCUCUUACAUGCAAGUCGCAUGCCCUCUCUCUGCGCCGUGCGGUGACCGGUCGGCGCCUCCCGUUUGAUGAGCUCCUCCAGGAGCACCGUGACGCCAAGGAGGCGUACAUCAAGGCCAAGAAUGAGAUCAAGGAGGCCACCGCAGCGCACAAAGCACAGACUGGUGCGCAGGCUGGCAAGAGCAGUCUGGCCACCGCCCUUGUGGCCCCCCACCGUCCCAUUCAGUCUGGCACUACCACCAUCACCCCUGUGAAGACCGUAAGUGCCAAUAUGGGGCAGGUAUCCAGAGAUGGCAAGCCAAUAUUAAACCCACUGGUUUCUGGACCCAGGCCGGCCACUGUACAGAGACCUGCCAGUAUUUCCUCCCAUAGAAGCAGUUUGGGCAGUAUUGGUUCCCCGUAUUCCCAGGACGAGCUGCUGUCCCCUGGGAGCCGGGCUGGGGAGAAGUCAGGAGGGGAUGAGGAGGAGGACAGCAACUACACGCCCUACCACCCUCGCCCCAUCGCUGCGUGUUCCUUUGGUGCUCGCUACCACAACAACUAUGGCAGUCGCUUUGGUUGCCAUGCGUUCGGUCGGCGCACAGACUACGUUCGUGCAAUAUUCCUCGAAAUGCUGGAGAAACAUUCGAACCCUUCCCCAGCCAAGAAGGUGUGUUUAGAAUCUCGCGAUGUCGACUCCAGUCAUUCAGACCCGUAUGAGUUUGUUCAGCUGGACGGGAGUGGAAGCCUACUGGGUCAGCAGCUGGUCCAGGCGCCGGGCAUGCUGACAUCCAUUGCCCCCAACAAGGUCAUCAAGCAGAAGGCGAAGGCCGGCAUCAUCAGUGGACCAACCGUGGUCUCAGGGACUAAACCAAAGUUAAAAGACACCUUAGCUCAAUCUCAAUCAAAGACACUCCAAGUCGGUGCUAGUUUGACCGGUUUGACCACAGCAGGCCUGUUGCAGCAAGGCCCAGGCCCAUCUGCAGCCAAAAAGCGUAAAGGAAGUGGCAGUGCUGGUGCUGGGACCUUGAAUGUUCAGUCCAACCUGGGUCACGCAACUCUAGUCACAGCGACCCACAAUCUCAUAGGUAACGUCGGGGCCCUCUCGCACACUUCUAGUGGGAACCAGCCCCAAUUUGCCAUAGCCAUCCCUAGUGUCAACAUCAGUGGGGCAACUCUCAGUCAGCUGGGAGCCAGUCUUGUAUCUGCAGGCAACCUUAAACAUAAAAACAGCGUAAUCAAAGACAUGGGCUUCUAUGUGACUGGCAUUCCUCAAGAAGCCCUACUCAAUGGGCAAAUUGUAAAUAUAACCAAUUCACAAAUAGCUUCAGCUGAUUUACAGAACGCUAGUGCAAACCAAAUGCAAGCUGUACACUCCAAUGAUGACGGCACUAAUAAAACAAUUCACCAAGUGAACGUGAUAAACAGUAAGACGCUGUCCCAGCAGCAAAAGUUCAUAAACAGCCUGGAUAUCCGUACCCUGCAGGUUGGGAAGGGAGGUCUGAUCACGGGACUUCCACCCAAUGCUGUGAUACUGGACGGCAGUCUGCAGGGUGGGGCGGUGCUACAGCCGGUCAGUCUGACCUCUUCAGGAGGUCACACCAUGGUCAGUGUAGGGGGCUCUGUGUUCUCCACCGUGGGCCUCCAGUCAGCGCACUCCGCGGCUCAGGUGCGUCACUUGCAUCAGCAGGGUAGCACAGUGAGCCUGGUGUCGGCCCCCACCCUACAGAACGGGGUCAUCUCCAACCAGUCCGCCUCACAUCAAGGCCUGUCUCAGCAGGUGUUCCAGUCGAAGCCUGGGCUGGGUCAGCCUGUGCUCCAGCAGGCUCGCACCUCCCACUCAGCCAACAUCCUUCCCAGCACCCAACUACACACCCACAAUCUCACGUUCCAUACCACCACCAACAUGGCCGGCAUCCCGUCUCAAAUAAGCGCCAACCCAAACUCAAUGCUGCCCGGGCAGAUCCAUAUAAAGAAUAACUUGCUACAAAAGCCUGGCGGUGCUCUAAGUGUGAAUAAGAUGGGACUUCAGCCUGUGUCUAUCAAUAUUCCCUUCAUGACCGGUCUGGGUGGCGGGGACAUGCAGACCCAGCAGCGAACGUUGUACAUCACCAGUGAUGAUCCCCAGAAACGGUCCCUACAGAUACAGAAGUCAGAUCUACAGGCCAACAGUUCUCCGUCAAAUUCAAUCAUUUCAUAGCGAUACACAUGCACAAACCAUGGUGAUGUCAGUGAUUAAAAGGCUUGCAGUCUGUUCAUACCUGGUUGAGCUAAUCCAGUGGCAUCAUCAUAGUUUGUGCAGGGGUAUUAUGAUUUGAUUGGUGCUUUAAUAUUUUACAGAUACAUUCAGCUCUAACACAUUUUUUCCAAAAAAUGCUGUUGAAAAAAAACAGGCAUGUUAUUUAUGCUUCCACAUGGUGGGAGAUUUUAAGAAUUGCUCUUGUCUGUCCGUACGUACAUCCCAAAGCUUGUGUUUUGAAUACCUCAUUUAUAAAGGGUGUAUCUUGCUCAAAAUUGCAUUGUUGAAUGUUCUUACUGUGUAGAUGAUUGUAAAGAAAGAAAUGUAAGAUAAGACAAGUUUUGGCAGAAUUAUUGCCCUUUUUCUGUUUUUCCACCAUAGAAAUAGUCACACAAUUUGUUGGUUUUAAUUCCAAUUUUGCAACUGGUUGGAUCUUGCUAAAACUUUAAUAGCUGCAUAACCUUAAUGUGUAGAUGAUUGAAAAGACAGGAAUAGGGAUUGCGACCAUUUUUGGCUGAAAUAUGCUUCUUUGUCUUUUUGUCUACUGUAGAAUAUCAUGUGGCUUAGUCCAUGUCCAAGCAUGUAUUUCAGGGGCAUCAAUGUCUGUGAUGCAUUUCUAGUUAGGAAUGCAAUUUGUAUUUUAACUAAAUUAUUAACAUUAACUUAGUUGACCCUGUCUAAUUAAGUUUCACUGGUCAAAUUAUUUUGAGAUUUUAAGUUCCUUCCAUAAAUGAUAUCAAUGAAUGAGUUUCUUUAUAAGAAGGGAACGCAUGACCUUAAAUUUGAUAAUGAAACAUGUUUUUUCAUUUGAUAAUUUUAGGCAUGUGCAUGCAUUAUUUACAUUGUACUGUAACAUCAGCUAAAGUUGUUUCAGUUGAAGUUGUUUAAAGCUCGACUAUUCACUGAAUAGUACUAGCUAUUCUACUCCCCAAAAUGUCUGAGACUACACAAUGCUCUGUUUACAUUAAACACACACCAUCUCUAUACAACUGUUUCUAGUACAGGUCUUUAAUUUAAACUUAACAUAUAUUUCACGUUCAGGGUCAUUGUUUGAGGUCACUAAUUUAGCUGAAUUAUCCACCUUUUAUGUGCUUCAGGUCAAUGUUUGAGUACAACUAAUUUCCAAAUUUCUAAGCAGGUCACAAAAUAACAGCUCCUGCUCAGAAAAUUUGCAGGGAGUGAGGUCGAAAUAAAGAGUGAAUAUUAAUACGAAAUAAACGCUUAUUACUUUUUUGCUGAUAUGGCUGGAAAGUGAGUGGCAUUUAAACAUUUCAACGUAAGGGCACUGUUUAUAAAACUAUACAUAAACUCUGAGUUUAGUUAGGAUGGAGAUAUUUUGCUGAAAUUUUGUUUGAUGAUAUAUUUACUUCUGAUUUAACAAGGGAUUACAUUUUUGCCAGUGGGACCUAGGUCACUGCUACUUAAAAUAAAGAAACAUUUUCCAUCGAAACACCGAAGUGACGGACUUAUUGGGCUGUUAUAUUGUUUGUUGGUAGAUGUAGCUGACAUGCAGGCCUAGGUUAUGAUUGAAGUUGGGCCAGCAUGGUCAAGGUCACUGUUUCUAAAAAUAGAAAAAAUGGUGUCCACUCAAUAGUCUAGGAAGGUAAUUUUAUGUGCAAUUAGCUUAUAAGCUGCAGACCUUGCUUGCAAAGUUAAUUAAAUUCAGCUAACUUAAUUUGUAAAAAUGAAAAAAUCUUAUUUCUUGGCAUGGUCACAUUUCUUGUUUUAAUUUUAUUGAUGUUCAUAUUUUACUUCACAGAUGCUACAUAGAUAUAUAGAUACAGACACAGAUAUUCAAAUUUGUUUGUGUGGUCAUUUUAUCAGGUGACUUACAGAAAAAUUAAGUAUACUAUAAGAGUUGAAGAAAAGUUGAGUGUGCUGUCUUUGGCCAGCACUUGUUAGGGAAAAAAAGAAGAAUAUGUUGUACUAACUACUGUAGGUGGCCCAUUGAGCAUCCUGACUGGCCUCUGACUUUCUAAAUUGUCAUAUAUUUUAUAAAACAUCCAACCUAAGAAUGUAUUCACCCCAGCAAGGAUGUAACAUGACUUUCCACCUACUUUCUAGACUAUUACAUGUAUUUACUUCCUUGCUAGAAAUGCUUCCACCCAAGGAUAGAAAGUAAUAUGUUCUUAUUUCCCAGAACAUAAAGAGAAACCAGCAAAAUCCCUUGUCACAAAAUUUCCCCACCGUAUUUGAUGAGUGCGCAUAACAGUUAACGCCUUUGUAACUUUCAGUCUCACUGGUUCUAUAGAGCGGCGUUUUGGUAAAACCGGGCUAAAUGCAUUAACCAAUACCCCAGAAGCAAAGUCAAAAGGUUUUAUGCUGUUUGCUGCUCAUCAGUUUCUUAAGGUUAGAAAUGAAUCCGUUAAAACUUGAUUCUAGUGAAGAUUUUAAAUUUAAUUAGAUUUUCUAAGCGACUACAAACGCAUCAAAAUGCAUGUAUAAGAGGUAAAAGGUUAAGCCCAGUUUUCUCAAAAACACAGCUCAUAUCUACGCCACAUGUUGUCAGUUUUCCAUUCCUGUGAAUAGUCAGGGAUAUAUCGUGGGCCAACUCUUGCAAAUCUCCAGGAAAAGUUUGCAUGCCACAUUUUCUCUUUUGAAUCAAAAUCAUUACUGUUACCAUGUUUGUUUAUGACUGUGAUAUGUUGUUCUUGUUUUCCCUUUCAAUUGUACAGAUGUUUAUUACUAGCUGUCUUAUCUCUCAUUUCUAUACUUGUUUUCCAUUUAUUUAUGAUUAGAUGAUAUUUAAACGGUGAUUUUUUAAUGAAGCAUUUGCAUUUUUUCCUGGUUGUAAAUGUGUACAAAUGUUUUAUAUCAGAUUGUAGAUAUGUGUCUAUGGCAGUAGUAGUUGUCUAGAUUACUGUAAGCCCAUUUAAUAAAAACAGAAAAUUUUACAGUAUUUAGCUUGUAUGCAAUUAGGUUUUAUAUAAAAUUGUAAUUUACUUUGUAAUUUAAAAACAAGUACAGCUAAAAAAAUAUGUGUAUAUAAGUUUAACUAUCUUACUUUGAAAAUAUAAUAAAUAUACAUUUAUUUAAAAACAGCAAUUUUCAAUUUCUCAGUUCUGUGACAUUGUUAGCAUUUUGCUCUUUACCAUUUGAGCCACGUCAUGCAAAAAUGGGUCUUAUGCCAUAUGCGCCCAGGCUAGCUCUACAACGUUUGGUGCAUCCUUGCUGUCUGUGAGCGGCUUAUGUUACCAGGAAUCUUUGCAUGACUUGAUAGUGGAUAGCAUAGCUCCUGGCCGGACUGUGUGAUUGCACAGGCUGGUCUGGAGCUUUGCUGACCACGUAAGGCAAAAGACCUUUUUUUGCAUGAUACAGGUCAUUCAUUCUCAGGGUAAGUCCAGUAUAAUUUGAAAGUUCAGAAUAUUUUAGUGACAACUCCCAAUUUUGUUUUGUUAUUUUCUGUCUCCAACCACUGAUGUUAGUCACUAAUGCAUGUCCACUGUAUUAUAUGCAAAUGUUUGAGCCCAGUGCUGAAACUUGUGUUGACAAGGCAAUCUUAACAUACAAUUAGUCAGUUUAGUACAACACUCUAGUAUUGGCAAAUAUCUUGCUUAAUAAUAUAUUGAUUGAAUACAAGUAUGUUGAUAAUAGAUCUUGAACCGUAAAUAUGCAUAACUGUAAAUUAAAAGAGCCCUUUUCCAGGAAAACUGGGCUUAAUGCAGGUGUGUAAAGUAUCGUCACAUUUUAGCCUGUGCAGUCUGCUUUCCCUUUUACAAAAAAUUCCAUAAAAGGGCAAAGUGUGGUCCCUGAUUAGCCUGUGUAGACUGCUCAUACUUAUCUGGGCGACACUGUGCACACAUGUAUUAAGCCCCAUAUUCCCAAAAGGAUGCUCAUUUGUUUACUUAACAUAUUCAAGAACAAAGAAUGACAAUGUUAUCAUUUUAACAAGUGUAUUAAUAUGCAUACUUCUAGCUAAUAUUUGAUUUUGUUAUGUCUCAGUUAUUGGUUUGCCAUUCAUAGGUAUGUAACAAGUACUGGUAUAUUAUAUAUUCAGUGUAUUCCGACAGCACUGUGGGCCAGCAAUUUCACUGGUUACCUGUACUAACAAUCUAUGCCCUGGCUACUUUUCCCCAAAAUAUAAAUUUGAAACGGGGCAAAAAAUAGUGCUAAAUCGCUGGCUUCUUUUAAAAUUUUACUGGUUACUAAAAAUUUAUGGAGAACACUGCAUUAUAUUAAACAGUAUUUUUGACAGCCUUAUUUGUACUCUUGCUACCGGUAUUCAAUCAAAUAUUAAUAUAAGUUGAAAAAAUAUUCAAUUAAAAUAAGAAUAUAUAUUGAGUUAUUAGUUGACAUUCACGCUUUUCUUUUCAAUGACGAUUUCUAACUAAGUUGUGCAUGAGAAACAUUGCAGUGAGUUCAUAUGUACACACUUAUACUUAACAGGCAUGUAUGUUAAAGCAGUUAUUGCAUUUUUAUAUCUGAAGAAAUAGCGAUUUCCCCUAUGGUGGAAAAAGUAGGAAUCUUGUCUAUUUUCUCUGGUUUCUAAUGUGUUACUUUCAUAACUGAGUGGAAUUUUUAAUAUAUAUAGAUUUUCAUUAAUAAAAUUAUAGUAAUUGUUAUAAAAAAGAAAAUAGAUUUUUUAUUAAUGUCUUUUAUUGUUCGCUGCUUUGCUGUUAAUAAUUAGAGAUAUUAUUGUUUUAUCUUGACAGUUAAAAUUUCUUAAUUAAAGCCCUGUUUUCAAAGAAGAAUGAAAUAAACAUGAUUGUUUCUAUAACAUGAUGGUAUAAAGUUGUAAGGUGAUAAUUACAACUGGCUUUAUAUACCACAGGCUGAGUUGGUGCGUAUUUAUCCCUACUGUGGCCAGCUCUAGCUACUAUUAAUUAACACUAUGUGAGCCUUGCUCUGCGAAAAUGGUGUUUAACAAAUGUGGGUAAAUGUCCCAUAUUAGCCUGUGCAGUCAUAAAAGAAUAGUGUUGUCUCUGAUUAGCCUGUGUUGAGUGCAUAUGCUAAUCUGGACAACACUUUCCACACAUGUUUGAAGCCCAGUGUAGCCAGACCUAGGCUAUAUAGUGGUUUAUUUAACUAUCGUAUAACCUUUCAGCUGUUAUUUUUCACAUACUUAUAUAGAAUGUACAUUGGUAUCAAAACAUGAACAUGUAACAGCAAUAGGGUUGAAAAAAAAUGAUGGUCUUGCAAGGAUUUGAAUCAUUUGUUCACUUAUUAAUUUUAAUAUUCGUCCGAUAUUUUCAUCUGAGGUGUAUUAAGCAUUGGUAAUUCUUUGAAAUUCUGUCAUGUGUCCAACUUAAACCAAUAAUCAUAGAAUGUACAACAUAUAUAAUAUGCACAAAAAGUCCAUUUCGAGGGGUAGCUAUUUGCAUUAAAUGCUGCUGCAUUUGAUAACAUUGUUCCUGUAGAUAUCUCCUGUACCGUUAUAUUUAAAGUAUGCCCCAUGUAUGAAUUGCCUAGUCUCUGUUCUAUGUGUAAAACACAUCACUUACAUGACAUAUCUCACUAUUCGGCCAUUUCUGUGUUCCUCUAAAGUGUAUUCGUUUGGUUUGCAUGUAUUGUUGUUUUUGUUAUGUGUUUACUACUACUUUUAUUUUUGUACCAUAUAAUUGACAUGUUGAAUGAAUUGAACUUGUUUUGUAAAUGAUAUUCUGUUAAAAUGAAUUUAUACCAAACAUGAAAAAUGCAAAAUAAAAUAAUAUAAAUACUGUAA
Messenger RNA from Dreissena polymorpha, 9653 nucleotides. RefSeq lists its product as uncharacterized. Lineage: Eukaryota; Metazoa; Mollusca; Bivalvia; Myida; Dreissenidae. The record is from RefSeq and is a predicted model, not a curated record.